Molecule: messenger RNA, 977 nt
Organism: Rubroshorea leprosula
Lineage: Eukaryota; Viridiplantae; Streptophyta; Magnoliopsida; Malvales; Dipterocarpaceae
Source: the annotation of a GenBank genome assembly
UUAUCUUCACGAAUCAUACCCUAAUUCCUGGUCAAGAAAUCUAAGAAUUCAGUCAUGGCAAUUCUCACCGAUUACGACAAAGAUCAACAAAGCCAGAAAUCUUCUCCUUCUCCUCCUUCCUCGAUAUUGUCCUUCAAUGCCGUUCUUGAUCCUUCAAACCCUCUUGAGUUUCUGAAAUCUGCCUUCGACUUCGUGAAUCAGAACUCUGAUAUGUUCAAGACCACUGCUUCCGAGAAGAAAAUCUCAUCGCUGGUUAAGAACAUCAGGGACAAAAUCAAGGCGGAGGAAGAGGCGGUAAAGAAAGCUGCGCUAGAGGAGGAGAAGAAAAAGAAGCUUGCUCCAAACCAAGCCAACGGUCUCGACAUGGAGAACCAUUCUUGGGGGCAGAACUUGCAGGAGGUGACUGUUACGGUUCCUGUCCCACAUGGAACAAAGGCCAGGGACGUUUCUUGCGUGAUUAAGAGCAACUCUUUGGAAGUAGGCCUCAAGGGCAGCGCUCCGAUAGUCCAGGGGGAGCUGUUUCAGGCGGUGAAGACGGAUGAUUCUUAUUGGAGUUUGGAGGACCAGAAGAUGAUCUCUGUGCUGAUGACCAAAUGCGACAAGAGCAAGUGGUGGAAGUCCUUGUUCAAGGGAGGCCCUGAGAUUGAUGUUCAGAAGGCAGAACCGGAGCCAAGCAAGUUGUCCGAUUUAGACGGUGAGACAAGGUCUGCUGUGGAGAAGAUGAUGUUUGAUCAGAGGCAGAAGCAGAUGGGGCUCCCAACCAGUCAAGAGAUUGAGAACCAGGAGAUGCUCAAUAAAUUCAUGGCUCAGAAUCCCAAUUUCAAUCUCUCCGGAGCUAAGAAGAUGUAGUUAGACUUAGAUGACACAGAUACCUGGUUUUUGUAUUUUCAUCCAGAUCAUCAUCUUGAGAUAACAGUUCUUAACUUUGUUUUUUGUCAAGCCAAGAAUUUAUGAAAUAAUAAAUACAAUUGGCUAUU